Molecule: messenger RNA, 2364 nt
Organism: Scedosporium apiospermum
Lineage: Eukaryota; Fungi; Ascomycota; Sordariomycetes; Microascales; Microascaceae
Exons: 2
Coding region: 1-2364 (787 amino acids)
Molecular function (GO): protein binding
Source: RefSeq, a predicted model, not a curated record
AUGGCCGCAGUCUCGCCUCCGCGAACGGUUCCCCCAUCAUCACCGAAUGCAACGCGACGGAAACCGAUCCCUUCGUCCUUGACGAGUUCUCCCGAGAGGCCAGCUAGCAGCGAGAGCGGACCCCACAAGCCGCUGCCCAUCGUUCCCUUGUCGACGGGAGCUCUCUACCGAGAUGCUCCUGUUUCCCCCGUUAGGGUGAGCCACCAGACCGGUCCGCUGCCGACGCCCUCGAACGCACACAUCGAAGUUGCCCCGUCGCUCCCCGAUACUCCCACCCUAGAAUUCCACCAUGCCGAAGAUCGCGAACUUCCUCGGGCACCCGAAGCGCCCCCCCUUCCUGCGCAUCACCCUUAUCAUCAGGAUCCUCCGAUUAGGGAUGAUACCGCGGCUCCCGCUGCUACCGACAAGCCGCUUCCUCCUGUUCUCAACCCCUACUCUCCUACAUUGCCCCGGGGAAGGAUUCCCGAGUCGCUUCUGGCAGAGCGGGCUGGCAACAACAAUACCUUGAGCACACCAGUCACAUCUCCGGAACCUGAUGACGGUAGCAGUAUUCUCAGCCCCUCGGUUGAUUCUAGAUUUCUAGACCCUCAUAGACAGAGCCGCGAGUCCGAUGCUACGUCGAGCACUACUCACGCCCAGACAUCGACGGAAUCUUCCGGUGCUACGAGCGCCAGUUCGGUUUCUGUGGUCAAUGAACAGAUCGAAUGCCUUGAAGACUCUGGAAGCGGCUCUGGCGAGAGCUCGGUGAUCGAAGGAGGUCCACCCGGGAGCCAAUCCGUCCCUCAGUUCCAGUAUCACCACAACUCACAGUUCCCUCCUCGGGUAUCCAGCGUGCCGCAUGAGGGCGAUAUGAGGACUGUCUCGAACCCAGAUCUCCUUGAAACAGCCACCGCCAUGAACCGUCACUUAACCCCCAGCCAACAAUUCAUCAGGAGAAGCUCCCUACCCCGGCCUAACUCGGCAUAUUCUAUCUACUCGGACUAUGGCGCCAGGGGCCGGUCCCCCAACUUCUACCCCGGCGGCUCCCAUAUUCGUGCUCCCUCGGUACAGUCUCGACGGUCUCCCGAUCUCCGGCCCUCCUCGUACGCCGAGCUUCUGAACGUUCCCUACCCGCAGCCGCCGCCCGCGCCUAUCACCUUUGACAAUUCGCACUUGAGGGGCGCCGUUGGGAACAAUGCAGCUCUUCUCAGCACUCAGAAGACUCUGGAGAUGUAUCGGCAAAACGUGAAAAAGACGAACGACUUCUCCAUCCAGUACUCUUUUGCUGUCUUCUUGAUAUCGACCGCUCAGGAGAUGGGCUUGAACCCCGAAGAGCCCGAACAUAGAAAACCUAGCCCACAAUCCAAUAAGGCGGGCGACAGCCCCAGCCCUUACGGUCAGAGUGGCCUCUCCCCCUACGAGCUAGUCAGGGAAGCGCGAAGCAUCUUGCAGCGGUUGUCGAACGCCGGUUACCCAUUCGCGCAGUACUACCUGGCUGACGGCUAUGCGUCCGGUCUCUUCAGCAAAGGUAAAGAGGAUUACAACACAGCUUUCCCUCUGUUCAUCCUAGCAGCCAAGCACGGUCAUGCCGAGUCAGCCUACCGCGCUGCUCUGUGCUACGAGUUUGGCUGGGGCUGCCGAAAAGACCCCACUCGAGCUGUGCAGUUCUUGCGCGUCGCCGCUACGAAGAGCCACCCGGGAGCCAUGACUCGUCUCGGCAGGGCCUGUCUUUCGGGAGAUCUCGGUGAGAGGCGGUACCGCGAAGGACUGAAGUGGCUCAAGUUGGCGACGGAAGCCGCGGAUGCUAUCAACAACUCUGCCCCUUACCACCUCGGUUGUCUCUAUGAGAUGGGAUACGGCGAUGACAUCUUUAUGGACGAGAGCUACGCCGCCGAGUUGUUUACCCAGGCGGCCGAACUGGGUCACGCCGAAGCUAACUAUCGGAUGGGCGAUGCUUACGAGCAUGGCAAGCUGAACUGUCCUCGCGACCCGGCUCUAAGCGUUCAUUUUUACACCGGCGCUGCCGAAAAAGGCCAUGCUGCUGCCAUGAUGGGACUGUGCGCGUGGUAUAUGGUUGGAGCGGAACCAAUUCUAGAGAAGGACGAGGAGGAGGCAUAUGAGUGGGCGCGCCGCUCUGCUGAGCUUGGUUACGUCAAGGCGCAGUAUGCCGUUGGCUACUUUACGGAGAUGGGCAUAGGCUGCCGUCGCGACAUUUUAGAAGCCAACGUCUGGUAUGUCAAGGCGGCGGAUGCCGGCGAUGAGCGGGCCAAGCAGAGAAUCGCUACGAUCAAUGCGGCUAUCAGGGGCGGCCAGGGUGCGGGAGCUACCUCCCGCGGCGGAAAGAUCAAGAAAAACAGUGAUGAUAAGGAAUGCAUCGUGAUGUGA